UGGAGUCGGGGAGGGGAUUAUGUUAUUAGUUGUUGGUCGGUGCUGCUGUGCUUCACCUGCUGCUUGUGAAGCCGGAGAGGCGUCAGUUCAGAGCUCCGCGGACCGACACGCCCGCUGAUGCUCUGAUAGGAACUGAUCGAUGGCCGAGGCCGGCUAAACGAGCUAGCUAGCGUUAGCAUGCUGGACAGCUGAAAGCCGGUUUCACCAUGGCUUUAAACUGUCUGCUGUGGAGUACAGGUCCCGUGGUGGAUGACAGCAGGAAAUUCGUCAGUGAGCUGAGUGUUGGCCGGUCUGAGAGCAAAAAGGAAAUUGUAUUUUAGGUGGAUGUGAGGAACUCUUUGAAAUGUCACUGAAACAACCAGGCAGGAUGUCUAUUGCCCAGGCUUUGGCCAUGACUGUAGCAGAGAUACCCGUCUUUCUCUACUCCACAUUUGGACAGUCCAUAUUUUCCCAGCUAAGGCUCUCCCCGAGCCUGAAGAAGGUGCUGUUUGCGACGGCACUCGGAAGCGUAGCUCUGGCUCUGACCGCUCACCAGCUAAAAAGAAGAGGCAGAAAAAGGAAACAGGCAGCCCAAACGCAGGAAGGCCAGAAGACAGUAGGAAUCCCCGAUGCUCUGCUGAAGACGGGAAGACCUUCAUCUUUAAAGAGAGGUCCGAUUACUAGCCGCCAGGUGAUGAGCCCCAGCUCUCGGAGCAAUGACACGAUGAGUGGAAUCUCCUCCUUGGCUCCCAGUAAACACUCAAGUUCCUCACACAGCUUGGCAUCUACAAGAGUCCCCAACUCUCCUAAUCAGUCUGCCAAUCCCCCCACCCCCUGGGAGGCAGCGCCUGUGGUGGAAGAAUCGGGAGCAGUGGAGGAUGCUAAUGCAGAGAACCUGUAUUUAAUGGGGAUGGAGCUGUUUGAUGAAGCGCUACGAAAAUGGGAGCAAGCCCUAAACAUUCGCCACCACGGCGACUCGGCCUCCAGCAGCAACAGCCUUGCUGUGCAGGGGGCAGCAUGUAGAGACUUUCUUACGAACGAAGGCCGUAAUAAAGUGUUUGCUGAGAAGUUAGAGACACUGUUGCACAGGGCGUACCACCUACAGGAGGAUUUUGGCAGCAGCAUCCCACCAGACAGUGUGCUUGCAGACUUUGAGAGUGAAGGGACUCUUAUCUUGCCUCACGUAGAGAGCUUCCAGCAGCUGCAGGAUGAGGAUGCGAUUACAGUUUCGUCUGACGACUCCUUUUUCUCGGCUGCAGAGCUGUUUGAAAACAUGACUCUAGAGGAUAUCUACCACCCAAUGAAGCCAGCAGCUCUGUACCAAGAAGCCUUGUCUCUGGUGCAAGAAGGCAGAGUGAGAUACAGGACCUUAAGGACUGAAUUACUUGAAUGCUACAGCGACCAGGAUUUCCUCGCUAAGCUUCACUGUGUGAGACAAGCGUUCCAGGUCUUGUUGUUAGAUGAAACUCACCGCACAUUCUUUAUGGAGACAGGGAAACAGAUGGUUACUGGGCUAAUGGUUAAGGCCAACAAGAGUCCCAAAGCCUUUCUGGAAAGCUAUGAAGACAUGCUUCUUUACACCCAGAGAGAGGAAACGUGGCCCAUUACAAAAAUGGAGCUGGAGGGUCGGGGGGUGGUGUGCAUGAACUUUUUUGACAUCGUUUUGGACUUCAUCCUGAUGGAUGCGUUCGAGGACCUGGAGAGCCCACCCUCCUCCGUGCUAGCCGUCCUGAGGAACCGCUGGCUGUCUGACAGCUUUAAAGAGACGGCUCUGGCGACCGCUUGCUGGUCGGUGUUGAAAGCUAAAAGGCGUCUUCUUAUGGUUCCUGAUGGCUUCAUCGCCCACUUUUAUGCCAUAUCAGAACACGUAAGCCCGGUUUUAGCGUUUGGGUUUUUGGGACCAAGGCAGCACCUGAGUGAGGUUUGCACAAUUUUCAAGCAACAAAUAGUGCAGUACCUUAAGGACAUGUUCGACCACGAUAAAGUCCGCUUCACCUCCGAUCAGUGCUUGGCUGAGGACAUCCUGAAACUUUCCCACCGCAGAAGUGAGAUCCUCCUGGGAUAUCUGGGAAUCAACAGUCUGUUGGAGCUCAACGGUACCAUGCUCAGAGACACUGAGAGCUCCUACGGGACCACUAAAGGGUCGUGAAGGGCCUCAUCAAGGACUCUGAACUCCACACUUGAUCUCUGCACCGAACCCUUCCUCUGUGAUACACUGAGAACCAGCAUUAUUCAGUUAUGUGUUCAUCCUUUUCUCCAUCUGUGCUCUUAAAACAGAACUACAAGCCACGGGAUUUAUUUCUCCAGGUCUCCGUUUUCCUGCUACUGAGGCGGAGUGCUCGGAUCCCGGAUUCCACUUGUCCCCUGUGUUGCUGCUUUGUUGCGUAUCCAGAAUGACGACUGUAAUCAAAUUAUCAGACGUGUGGGGACUUGUUUCUGCCUGUGCCUCUGCCUGGGGUGAUUUUAGAUACUUGGUAAAAACACAGCUGACGACCAGCUUCCAACUCAACAGGACUUUGCCUUCUAGUGGCUCAGUCGAGCAGAGUUUCUUCUGAGGACUGUCUUCAUCGCCUGUGGAUUUGAAACGGCAUCGUUGCAGUUCUUGAAAUGAGCGAGGCACCGUGGCGGUCACCACAAAUGUCCCUAAAUGCUCCUCGUUUGCAAGUUUACACAUGCGUUCCAUCAGGCUGAAUAACACUGAGACUUGGUUUAAAUGACGACUGAGACCUUGUAAAACUGGUUUACGGAGUAGAAUAUUUUCUGGAUCAGAUUCUGCUUUUACUUUGUUUAGAUUGCAAUUAUUCCCUCAGCUGGUUGUCGGAAAAUGACAAAAUGAAUACAAGUAUGGUCCAAAUCAGUGGAAAACAAAGUGGCAUACUAAACAUUAAUGAUUAUGACUGAAUUAUGACUGUAAAUCUAUUAUCAGUUUGAAUUACUCCCUGAUUUGUAAAAUCUGGUGAGCUUUUAAGCUGCUAGCCAGUCUUCUCUGUUAAAUUAAUAAGACUAACUUUAGAUAUAGUUUGUCACCUCUAUGACGUGUCAAGGUCAGUUUUUCUAGUUCACUUGUGUAAUUUAAUUUUUAUUUAAUCAAGAUAAAAUCUACCCUCCCAAAAACGAGGUACCACACUUUAGUGAAAUCGAACUAGGUGCCAGAUUCUAGAUCUUUUUAUGCAUUUGUCUAUAUUUUUCCCUUUUUUAAUUCUGUGUUUUCCCUAAAAAAAAAAAAAAAGAAUUUGAGACGUUUGUGAGAUUUCAGGGGAAAGAAUUGGUAACGACAAAGCACACAGAAGUGCUUUGUAAAGAGGACCAGUGAAGACUAGAAUGGCAGGAAUUCACUGUCAAAGAUCUGCAGGGAUAACGUGGAGCCAAGUUGCUCUAACAACCAACCGUGUUGCUCUACGCUUUCCGUUAAGAUUAUAUUCGCGUCUCAACGUUUCCUGCAGAGCUGCAGCAUCGCUUUCGCUGAAAAAUGAUCCCUAGGCAGACAGACUUGUAAUGAGCCAAGUUGAAGUAAGCUACGGUAGUUUGAGUUAAGGCUGCAUGCAGAUCCACUGUACUGGCAAAUCACGUCCCUGUUCAGCUUCAUACUUGGUAAACAAACGAGGAAACAAAAGAAAUUUCAAGCUAGAAUAUAGACAGACUUGUUCCAGCUGAUCAGCAUUGUCGUCGCUAUCCACUUCAGCCUCUCCAUCCAUGGCAGUGUUAACCAGAAUUUGACCCAAACACGGCAGGUUAAACCCCCUUUGCAACCGAAAUGCAACUUGGAAUCCUUCAGGAUCCUAAAGAAAUCUGUCAGAAGUUGCUCGUCCUCCCUUAUGUUUACUUCUGCUUGCUGAUUCGCUGAGUUAUUGUGCCUCUUGUCAUGUCAUCGCCCAACAUAAACGCAUAGCCGAGUUCGCCCUCUUUUCUUUCGUGUUCUUAAAAACAAACAGCUUUGCUUUUUGGGAAAUCCUGCAGUGAAACUCCGUGCUUAUGAGACAAAUACACCUUUUGAGAGUUAUCUUUAAUUUUACUACAUGUAAGCAAGUAUUAUGACUUAAGUGCAAGCACACGUGAAGACAUGAAGUUUUAAGUGUUAAAACGAUGAACAAUAGCGCUCCGUAUUGCCAAGCAUGCUUUCGCAAUCCUAAAUCGGAUAACUGCAGAUCCGUGUUCUUCUCCUUGUAAGCGACAUUAUUCGGCGACAGUAUGGACAAAGAACGUCACUGCUAUUCAAGUAAAGGGUCAACAAAACUAAUAUACACAAGUCCACAUGCAUUGUUUGUGGAAUAGCUUCACACAUUCAGUUUGGAUGCCCGGGUAUUGCAUAAGACGGUUCCUUUUUUUCCAUUUUUUUCUUCUUCAUUUUAUUUUAUUUUUUUAUUUUUUGGAAUGAUACAAUCACAUGGUACCUCUAGUAACUCGUUUCAUCAAGUACAUCUUCUCUUACGAACCCUAUGGGAACGGAAACUAGCAAAACACACUUUGAGAUCACUGCAAUGCACAAAUUACAACCCAAACGGUGCCAAUUUAUAGUUUUAUGAAGGAUACUGGUGUCACAAAGGCUUGUCGGGAAGGACGGCGCUCUAACCAACCCGGGUGCACUGAUGGAAACCCUCAAGUUGUGUCUGUUAGAUUUUUUUUGUUAGGUCACAGAAACCCAACACGCCAAACUAAACUGAACUUUCUUGUGUAAUGCUUUAGAAAGCACUACGGCUGUAAAGAUGGAGGCAUAUUGUAGUUCAGAUAAUAGUUUGGCUUUAUUAUCAAAUAUCUAUAUUUGUAUCGCUGGAAGCACAGCAGUUAAGUUUCCAUUGCAUCACGUUUUAAUUGUAAUUUAUCGUACAGAGCGACGGCUCUUUGACAUUAACUCGUGUGCUUUGUGGCAAUGAUUAUCCAAACCCUCUAGUUCUAAUACACUUCCUAAAUGUAUAGCUGUUGAUCCCUCUGAGUUGCUCUGACUGCGCCUACAGUCAGUAUUGUUGGAUUUAUUGGAUAGCAGUCCAACUCGAGCCAAAGCUGUGACUGGACGGGCCAUUUCUACUGUACAUGAUUUGGUUUGCCGCUUUGUGUUUUGGCCUGAUUUGCACAUUGGCAGGAAGCUGAUGUAGAAAGUGUUUCUCUUUUUUUGUAAUCGGCGUGAGAGUUCACAUGUACAAAUCGUCAGAUUAUUUAUUGCUGCACAUGAUUGUUGUAUGUAAGAAAGACGGAGCGCAGAACAGCUGUACAGUCUAAGAAAAUUAUCUUAAAGAGAAACUAUAUUAUGAAAAAUAGUUUGUGCAAUCACAUCGUGUUAAUGAAGUGCCCAUCUUUAAAUUGUCUGCUUUACUUUUAUUGUGUGUGAUCUGUUCUGUGAUGAGAUGACUCAAUCUUAUGUUUUUUUUUUGUGCUGUAUGCAUUGUGAAGAUUUUUUUUCUUCUUCCAUUUACCGGAUAAAUGAACAGCCUUUGCAUGUUAACAUUAUAUGCAUUGGACAUGUAGACCCAAGGUCAACCUGAUUUUUAUGGGACAUUUUGAAAAUGAUAAUUAGAUAUAAUCUAAAAAAAAAUUAUGGAUUAUUGCAAUUUAAGCAUGGAUUUAGCUUGGUGUAAUUCUUUUUAAAUGAUUUUAGACUUUAAAGAAGAUUCCAGAAGGCCAACAAUGUUGAUUAUUUUCCCGCCUACUGCUGUACAAGUGUCCUACUCCAUGCCUUUUGUUAUUUCUAUUGUUGUACUUCACUGUAAAUGAUUUACAUUCUCCUUAUUAAAUCUUAUUUUUUGUUAUUAAA
Molecule: messenger RNA, 5725 nt
Organism: Fundulus heteroclitus (mummichog)
Lineage: Eukaryota; Metazoa; Chordata; Actinopteri; Cyprinodontiformes; Fundulidae
Gene: miga2
Product: mitoguardin 2
Exons: 16
Coding region: 344-2128 (594 amino acids)
Biological process (GO): mitochondrial fusion
Source: RefSeq, a predicted model, not a curated record